UUUUAAAAUGAACGAUACAACUUCCGGCUUCUAUACCGCUCAGGCAGCGGAAAUCAUUAAACUCAACAGAAGGAACUAAUCCGCGAAGUAUUCCACUCAAUUCUAUUUCUUUUAACGACUUUCAACGUGAUUUACAUAAAAGUUAUUUGGGGGUAAACGGCGUGAAAUUCAUUUGGAAUAUCCCGAUUAUGGUGUAAACGGGACAGUUCGGUGACUCUGACAGCGGCAGGUGUGUGAGCGUGUGUAUGUUGGUGUGCUGGUAUGCUGACGUUAGCCAGUAAGCUGAAGAGGGAGGAAGGCAUGAGGGCCGGUCGAACCUCUGCAGGCUCUAAUGAUGCCUCUCACAGAGUGUCCAUCAGAGAUCGACUGCUCAUCAAAGAGGUUGCAGAACUUGAGACCAACCUUCCAAAUACCUGUAAAGUAACAUUUCCUGAUGAAAACAAACUCCAUCACUUCCAGUUGGCCAUUUCUCCAGAUGAAGGCUAUUACCUUGGUGGAAAGUUUCAGUUUGAGAUUGAAGUUCUUGAAGCCUAUAAUAUGGUGCCUCCUAAAGUCAAAUGCAUGACUAGAAUAUGGCACCCAAACAUUGCAGAAACCGGAGAGAUCUGCCUGAGUUUAUUGCGAGAGCAUUCAAUUGAUGGUACUGGAUGGGCACCCACCCGUACACUAAAGGAUGUAGUAUGGGGACUGAAUUCACUCUUUACUGAUCUUCUUAACUUUGAUGACCCAUUGAAUAUAGAUGCAGCAGAGCAUCAUUUACGGGACAAGGAGGAUUUCAGGAACAAAGUUCAGGACUUCAUCAAAAACUAUGCAAGAUGAUGUCUCUGUUUGCCACGUGAGCCGCUCUCACUUGCAUGUGACUUUGCAGAUGUACGUCGAUUCAGACUGCAACUGAGACAAAAUCGCAAACUAUUAAAACAUACUUGGGGAAAGAAGAAAGUUAAAAUGUGUAAUGAAUGACGCCGUGAGUCCCUGAGCAAGAUUUGGGAGGUGGGGAUGUGGGCCUUACUGUCCAUUUCUGUGGGAUUUUUAUUUCGAAGCGGACACUCUCGCUGGUUCUUCUCAAUCAAGAUUGCUUUUACUCCCCCC
Rhinichthys klamathensis goyatoka is the source of this 1089-nucleotide messenger RNA. It is a transcript of the gene ube2f, whose product is annotated as ubiquitin-conjugating enzyme E2F (putative). The record is from RefSeq and is a predicted model, not a curated record. The transcript has 10 exons. The coding region runs from base 262 to 819 and encodes 185 amino acids. Lineage: Eukaryota; Metazoa; Chordata; Actinopteri; Cypriniformes; Leuciscidae.